This is a messenger RNA of Tilletiopsis washingtonensis, 3000 nucleotides long. RefSeq lists its product as hypothetical. Lineage: Eukaryota; Fungi; Basidiomycota; Exobasidiomycetes; Entylomatales. The coding region runs from base 1 to 2937 and encodes 978 amino acids. The transcript is spliced from 16 exons. Gene Ontology annotation, biological process: synaptonemal complex assembly; meiotic recombination checkpoint signaling. Gene Ontology annotation, cellular component: nucleus. The record is from RefSeq and is a predicted model, not a curated record.
AUGGCCCAGGCGCAGCGCCAGCGCCCUCCGGCCCAGCAGCAGCGCACCACCUCGGCUCAGCGACAGGCGCAGGACCAGGCGUCGCUGACGGUCGCCAGCAGCAUGCAGGCCGUGCGCAUGCUGCUCGAGACGUCGAUCUCCUGCUUCACCUACCUGCGCGCCCUCUUUCCCGAGGGCAACUUCGAGGACGCUAUCGUGCCUUCGGCGCGCACGCUGAUGGACGCCAACGGCAACCCGCAGAAGACGCCGCGCGACGGCAGCAUCAAGGUGAAGAAGCUGCGCCGCGGCUGGAGCACUGAGGCGGACCAGCUUCUCUCCUACCUCGAAGGUGGCGUCGCCGAUGCCCUCGAGCGCAACUACCUCUCGUCUCUCAUCCUAGCGCUCUCGCUCGAUCCUGCCCGGCCAAACGAUGUGAUCGAGUCAUACACGUUCAACUUCUCCUACAAGACCCUCGAGGACGGCAGCGGCAAGGUUCCCGUGCUGGAGAUGGUCGACAAGCUGCGCGGCAUCUCGAUCUACAACAGCGACGCCGAGGCGGCGAUGCCAUCGUGCCGCGAUGUGCGCGCCGCCGUGCAAUCCAUCGUGCGCUCGCUCAUCACCCUGACUCAAUCGCUGACGGACCUGCCGCGUCGACGCUAUUUGUCGCUCAAGCUUAUUUACAACAGCACGGCGCCCGAUGACUAUGAGCCCGAGAACUUCUCGCCGUCCGACCCGAUUCAGGACCGCUUUCUCUUCGCCACGUCUGGUCUGGGAGAGCGCGCAGAUCAGGUCCGCAUCGGCGCCCUCGACACGGGCCACCACGGGAUGAGCAUUCACAUUGCCUCGAUUGCCCACCUUCUCCCACCUGCGGACGAGGUGAUGCAGGCUCCGGGCGAAUCACGCGCCAUGGCGUCUCGCCGCUCCGAGGCUGUGGCGCAGGGAGCAAGCGCUACUGAGCGCGUGGUCCUAUGGGAUGCCGAGGAGCAGGUCGCGGACGACGACCAGCUGGAUAUCGAUCAGCGCGGUGCUGUCGGCCGAGUCGGAGCGUCCACCAAGCAACACGCCCAAGACGACGCUCGGAUGCGCAACGAGCGCGUCGGCCUGCUACGUACUGACCGUAGCAUGCCAGUUGGUCUCAAGAUGGCGAACGGCGGCAUCGGUCCCGUACCGCCGUCGGCCGUCGAGGAAGCGAUGCGUCGCGCCAGUGCACGGGCGAUGGGCGACUCAGAGGGCGCAGGUGACGACAUUGGCGAUCUCGAGACGUUCAUCGCCAAGGCGGUCAGGCGGGAGUGGGACGAAGAGGGAUCGACUAACGCAGCGCUGAUGCAGCAUGUGCAGAGUCCGGGCUACACUGCGUCUGCGGCGGGCACCCUUCUGUACGAGGCAUCGAACGCGUCUGCCGCCCAGGCCUCGGACGUCGAGGCGCAGCUUCCCUUUGCUCUCAUCGACGAGGCGAUGCAGUCCGACGCUGCCUCGCCGCUUACUCCAACGCGUCGCUCCAGCCGGCGACCCUUGCCCGUGCCGGCCAGACUAAACGCAGUCAUCGACGCGACGACUUCGCCAGACGAGUCUCGACGCCCGUCUCGCGGCGUGUCCACGCCUAUAGCGGAGCAAGACGAGGGCUUGGAUGCCCCGCCGCAUCAGUCCAUCCCUCCGGCGCUUGGCACUGCGACGACGCGCGCUUCUUCGCCAGCAGGUGGCGGCUCACAGACUCGUCAAGACACUGUGAGAGCUCUGCCGAUGCGCGGAGCGAAGUCCACGCGCCCUUCGCCAGUACCAGGAUCAUCUACAAGCUCCGACACGCAGCCGAGCAAGAGCAUGCGCGUCCUCUCGUCUAAGGUCGCCUCACAGCGAGCGCAGCGCGCCAAGAAGAAGGACACGGUCGAGUGCGACUGUGGCGAUCAGGUCGAUGACGGCCUGAUGCUGUGCUGCGACGUCUGUGACCACUGGGUCCACGCAUGCUGCUACGGCUACAUGACGGAUGACUCGCUGCCGACCGUGCUGCAGUGCUACUCCUGUGCCGUCAGCAACGAUCCGCGACACAGCGUCGAGCAGGACGCGCACCGGCAGAGCACGCUGGCAGAGCUUGCGACUCUAGCUCUCAUGCGCCGGGCGCUGGCGAAGCUCUACGACGACAGCGCCAGCGGAGGCAAGAGCGGCGGCUGGCCGGGCACUGGUCCAUUCGCCAAGCGCAUCGGUUGCAGCCUUCAGCAAGCCAAACAGAUCCGCGAGCGCUGUGCAUCCGAGGGCUUCCUCUACGUCAAUCCGCGACGCUCGGCCAACUCGCACAAGAAGAUGCAGCAGGACGACAUCGCCGUCGUCCGUACGCUCGACCAGAUGCGCGUGAAGCGCCGCCAGUACUUCACUGCCGGUCUUGGCGUCGAGGCGGACAUUCUCGCUCGCUGGGAAAACGUGUGCCUGCCGAAAGCAGCGCACGACGACGACGACAUCGUCAUGGACGACCUUGUCGAGCAUCCGUCUGGUGGAGACGAGAUCGAGUCGCUGGAGCACAGCUCGCCCGGCCCCACCGCGGCAAUCAAGGCGUCCUCUGCGAGCGAGGCGCAAGCCGCGACUGGCGGCGCCGUGGUGCAGCCGCCCGAGCGCGACGAUGUGCCGAUGGACAGCCUGAACGAGAGCGAGGUGCUGCUCUCACCUGCCGAGGUGCAGCAGGGUGCAGCCAUGGCCGCCGUUGCUCGACAGCGACAGGCUCUGUCGUCGGACGAGACCCAGGCUACUUCGUCCAGGCUCCCCUCCUCCACUCCUCCAACGAGCAGUGCCGCACGCGAGACACCUCUCGGCAACCUGGCCGGCACGAAGCGAGCUGUCCCGACGGAGAGCGAGGAUGCUGGUCAGAGCAGCGUCUCAGCCGGCGGCUCACAGUCUAAGCUUGCGCGCACCGUCCGCAAGAAGCAGUCCCUCUCCUUCCCCAUUGAGCUCGACGACCACGACGCCGACUGAGCCCAGCAUGACGCCUGACGAUGUACCGCACUCCAUUAUACUCUGACUCGCAUUCGUAUGAGC